Molecule: messenger RNA, 1474 nt
Organism: Hypomesus transpacificus
Lineage: Eukaryota; Metazoa; Chordata; Actinopteri; Osmeriformes; Osmeridae
Gene: selenos
Product: selenoprotein S
Exons: 6
Coding region: 134-688 (184 amino acids)
Biological process (GO): endoplasmic reticulum unfolded protein response; retrograde protein transport, ER to cytosol
Cellular component (GO): endoplasmic reticulum membrane; Derlin-1 retrotranslocation complex; Derlin-1-VIMP complex
Source: RefSeq, a predicted model, not a curated record
GUCAUUGAUAAUCUAGCAAGUUGUUGUGGUUGGACAAGGUAUUUCGCUGUCAUUGCACGGAAGCAUGACUUAGGUUAGCGUCGACAACUAGGUUUCCCGUUGUUUAACCUCAGUUUUAACAAGCUCCUCAGAAAUGGAGGGGGCUGAAGAAAUCCAGAAGACGCCCCUUGAAAACCAAGAUAUCGAUUUUAAUUUCUUACAUCAAACAGUUGGAGUUUUCGUAGCAGAAUAUGGAUGGUAUUUGCUGUUGAUGACUGUUUGUCUGUACAUGCUGAUACAACAUCUGGUCAACAAAAGGGACAGUCAGAGUAGCUCAGCUUCUGAACCAGUACAAGAUCCAAUUACCGUGGCGGCAAGACUAGAGGCUCUAGCAGCCUCUCGACAGAAGAUGCAGGAUGAGCUGGAUGCUAAGGCUGCACUGUUCAGAGAGAAGCAACAACAGCUUGAGGAGGAGAAGCGAAGACAGAAGAUUGAGAUGUGGGAGAAUAUGAAACAGGGCAAAAGUACCAAAGGAAACUCAAAGAUUGCACAGAGCACAGAAGAGGCAAGCACGUCCACAUCAACACUAAAACCUAAGACUGAAAAGAAGGCUCUCCGUGAAAGUGGUUAUAAUCCCCUAAGUGGAGGAGGAGGAGGAGGUUCAUGUGCCUGGAGACCAGGAAGAAGAGGGCCGUCAUCUGGGGGAUGAGGUUAAAGAUGUCAGAGCUUCAUGGUCACUAUGACCUGCCUGUGAACUCUGACCACCUGACUUUGGACCACUGGGGAACAAGCAACACACUAAACUGCUGAAAGAAGCUGCAAGCUCUCACAAAGUAUUUUUGACUGCACAUGUCUUUUUUACCAUCCAUAUACCAUCAAUAUUCUUCUGUUUUCUUUUCUUCAGUUGUUGAAAUAUUAUAGUAAACUCAGCUUAUAGUGAUACUUUGAACACCCAAAAUGUUUACUUAACUACAAAAUCUCUUCUGAGUAUUUGCACAGUGUGUAUAGAAUUUAUAUAGUGUGUAAUACUGUCUUUAUCUAAUUGUUAUUUUGCUUGUUAAACCAACUCAGUGAAGGAUAACAAAUGUUGGUCUUGUGAGAAUUGCAGCUUCUAAUGAAGCCUUGCCUUUCAAUGGCAUCUUUGCCAGUGGGCUUGGCUGAUGUAUUUUACAGAAAGUGUGUUCCUAUGUCUCUAAGCAUUUAUAUUUUUAUUUGCUACUCUUUUCAAAUCAUUUUUGUGUGCCACCGUGAAGAGAAUUUAGAUAGCAGCCGAACGGUUAGUGCUGUGCUCUCCACUUUGUACUGAAUAUAUUCUUUAAUACAUGAAAAGAAACGUAACAAAAAUGAAAAGUGAAUCGCUGAAUGCUUAUUACGAAACUUGUAGUUACUAAUAUAAUCAAAGAGCGAACGUCCUUUUGAAGUGGAUAAGAAGACAAUAUAUGUCACAAAAAUGUUAGAUACCUGUUUAUUUUAAUAAAAGUAUGGUCGUUACCAA